Messenger RNA from Dipodomys ordii (Ord's kangaroo rat), 526 nucleotides. RefSeq names its product diazepam binding inhibitor (GABA receptor modulator, acyl-CoA binding protein) (gene Dbi). Gene Ontology annotation, molecular function: fatty-acyl-CoA binding. Gene Ontology annotation, biological process: fatty acid metabolic process. The transcript has 4 exons. Bases 91 to 354 code for a protein of 87 amino acids. Lineage: Eukaryota; Metazoa; Chordata; Mammalia; Rodentia; Heteromyidae. Gene Ontology annotation, cellular component: mitochondrion. The record is from RefSeq and is a predicted model, not a curated record.
UUUUAAAGGCGCUCGCUAGCCGGUCCCAGGUUUUCGGGAUUGCUGCUCCGGUCUCGGGCGCUCGGCGAUCCUCGUCACCUCGCCGCCGGCAUGUCUCAGGCUGAGUUUGACAAGGCUGCUGAUGAAGUUAAACGCCUCAAGACCCAGCCUGCUGACACUGAGAUGCUGUUUAUCUACAGCCACUUCAAACAAGCCACUGUGGGUGAUGUAAAUACAGAUCGGCCCGGGUUGUUGGACCUCAAGGGCAAAGCCAAGUGGGAUGCCUGGAAUCAGCUGAAAGGGAUGUCCAAGGAAGAUGCCAUGAAAGCUUACAUCGAUAAAGUAGAAGAACUAAAGAAGAAAUACGGAAUGUAAGAGAUCGGACUUGGUUGCCAGCCACACAUUUAACCUAAAGUGAUAUCAUGCCUUUUUUUUUUUCUAAUACUGUAGAUUAUGUGGCUCUAACACAUUAAGGGAAGAAUUGGUUACUGGUCCUUCCUAAACAGUUUUUAUCUGAAAUGAAUUAAAAGUGCAUUUGUUACUUUAA